AUGGGCCAUCCGGUCAUUGACGGCCUGCUCCUGGCGCAAACCGUUCCGCCGGCCGUUUUGUUGACGGCCUCAGCCUUCGCGACCGCUUCGCGCUUCAUCUUCACCACAUCGCGUAAUCGGGCGUUCACUUCAUCUAGCUCGGCCACGGUGACUUCGCCACCGCCGUCGCUGACCCGCCCCAAACUGUCCGCGAACAGCCACAGCUCGGCCGCCGCCUGGUCCGACGCUGUGGCCGCGCGAUUGUUGUUGGCCUCGAGGGCGUGCCGCGUCUCGGCCACCGCGUCCCGCGAGACCUGGGCCACGGCGUCGGCGAGACGCGCGCGCCGUUCGACCUUGGCCCGCAACAGCCGCACGAACGACUCGUCCCGGACGACCGCCGACUGA
Molecule: messenger RNA, 384 nt
Organism: Macrosiphum euphorbiae (potato aphid)
Lineage: Eukaryota; Metazoa; Arthropoda; Insecta; Hemiptera; Aphididae
Source: the annotation of a GenBank genome assembly